AUGAAGCUGUGUUCAGUGUUUGCUGUUGCCGUUGUGGCGGCGAUGGUGGCGGUGUUUGCUGCGCCGUCCUCGGGCUACUACACGGCCAACGUGUUCUUUGUGAACCUGCUGAACGAGACGCUUUCGUUUGGCGGGUGCAGCGGCACGAACGGCACGCUUCCCGUGACGCCACAGUCCAUCAUCCCUGGCCAGGCCACGCGCAUCUUCAUCAACACCACGGAGAAGAUGGAGGAUGUCAGCGGCAUCUGCUGGUGGAGCAUGCGCAGCAAGGUUGCCUGCGAUCCCAACCCUCCUCCAUCGCCGGCCACCUCCUGUCCCUUCAUCACAUGGCAGCGCACCAUUGUCGUUGGCCAGGAGGACAUUGACUGGGAGAUUGAGACUCCCGGCCACUACGGCAUCGGCGACGUCACCCUCACCAAGCGGAUUGGUCACCAGAGCAAGCAGUACUGCAUCUGCAUGCCCACGGAGUCCGACUGCCAGUCGGUCUGCAAGGAGAACUGAGGGCUGAUGCGAAUCAGCAUUGUGGGUUUUGCUGACACUCAGGCUUGCCCUCGCUCGUCAGCACGUUGUUUGCGAUCCCUCAUUCGUUCCCCUUCCCACCUCCCUUUACCCUUCUUUCUCUGGGGCUGCGUUGUCCAGCUCGCUCCCCACCUCCCUUUACCCUUCUUUC
Molecule: messenger RNA, 670 nt
Organism: Salpingoeca rosetta
Lineage: Eukaryota; Choanoflagellata; Craspedida; Salpingoecidae
Exons: 2
Coding region: 1-501 (166 amino acids)
Source: RefSeq, a predicted model, not a curated record